GUUCGUUUCGUGUGUGUUUGCGAUUGUGUUGUGUAUCCAACAAAUUUAAUUAAUUUGAAUUAAACAAAUAAAAAAGAAACUACUAAAUUGGAAAACUAUAAAUUAACAAUACAAAAGAUUCAAUCCUCAUUUUAAAAUGUCAGCCAAGACUUCAACACAGCCGGGACGUCGUACACCACUGUCUUUGAGUGGAACGGUCACCAAAACGCAUCCAAAUAAAGGUGGCGGAAAUGCUGCACAUUCUAGUGGCAACAAUGCUAAUGGACAUUCUACAUCCAACACCAAUAAUAAAAUGCAACAAUCAAAGACUGAACCACAACAAACAGUUAACAAUUCGGACAUUAAAGAAAAUCCCAAUAAAAAGCAACAGCAGGCUGAUAAAAAACAACAACAAAACGAUAAUAAUAAAAAACCGAAUGAAAAAAAUCAGAAUGGUGUAAACAGCAAUAAACAACAAGCUAAUGAAAACAAACAACAACAGAAUAAGGAUAAACAAAUGCAGCAAAAUAGUAAUGACAACAAACUAAAUGAGAAAGAGAAGAAAGAAAAGCCGGAAAAAUCUAACAAAUCCGAUAAAUUGGAAAAACACCAGGAAAACGUGGAAAAGGAAGAAACUAAGCCAAAGGAGGAUAAAAAACCGGAACAAGACAAAGCUGAUAUUAAAAAAGAUGAGAAUAAACCUAAAGAGGUGAAUGAGGCCAAGGAAGAUAAAAAGGAAGCGGUUGCUAAAAGCGACGAGAAAACAGAACUGCAACAACAAGUUAAGAAUGAUGAUAAAAAAUCAAAAGAAGAAACACAAAUUAAAAAUUUCGAUAGAAAACCAGAGGAGGAACAUGUUGACAAUAUGGAGAUUGUAGAAGAACAGCAACCACAACAAAAAUCUCCACCUGUCACACCUAAAACCAACAGUAAGUCUAACAAAACCUCGACUCCUGUAAAUAAAACGCCAACAAAAGCCAGUGAAAAGACCCCUCAGAAGUCGACGCCAUCUAACAGUGCAAUUAAAACUACUCCCGUCACUAAACGGGAAGUAACAUCAACUAUAGAUGAUAAUGAUGAUAUUGAAAUGGAACCAUUGGCCAUUGAAAGUUCCCCCAUAAAAACGUCGGAAACGGGAGAAGUGGCCCAUAUUAAUAUCGCUCCAUCGGCUACAUCAACUCCCGGUAAAAUUCUUUUGCCAAAACGUAAUGCAGCUGUUCCAAAAUCUGAUGUACAAUUGGCUAUGCAAAGUGGAUUAUCGCCCGAACGCCCUAGGGCAUUUUCCCAAAUUUCAGGACGUAAAAGCAUACGCCCAAUAUCGGAUUACACACCCUCUAAAUUUCAAACCAACUCACAAUUUCGUGAAUCCUAUAGACGUAUCAACACUGAAUUGGAUGUCACAAACUCCAGUAUGAAUGUGACAGUAGGUUCUGAAGUUCCCAAUAAUUUGUCAUUUUCCUUCUUUGGCCGUGGACGCAAACGAGAACGUACACCUCCACAACAUUCUCAAUCAGCCAUUGGAGAAUUGCAAACUGAUAUGGAAAUCUCGCCUCCCAAGAGAGCACGCUUAGACAUGCAUGGCUUUUUCAGUGCAGUCGCUUCGCCACUUUCAUUGUUACGCAAUCGUUUCUCUAAGGCUACCUUACAAAGUAGCACUCCCGUUAAGUUGCAACAAAAACUAAAAGAAGCUGAGGAUGAAAUUGAAGUGCAAAAUGUAUCCGGUGUAUCUGUACAUGAAGAAAUUGCUAAAUCCGACAAGGAACAUUCUGAAACCAGUACAACAUCCAAUGAUGAUACUGAUGCCACUUUAGGCGAAGAAGCCAAGGAGACAAAGAUAAAAACCGAUAUUGUAACACCGACAUCAGAUCAAGGUGAUUCAAAAGACAAAGAAUUUACAGAUGUUUCGUUGAAACGUGAAAAAACCUGCGGUAUGGAACAAACAUGCGAACAGUCUGACAUUAAAAUCACUGAGACUCCUUUGCAGCCUGCUGUCGGAGAUCCUAUGGCUAAAAACAAAAGAUGUGUUGUUAUGUAAACCGAUAAUAAUUAUUAUCAUUUAGAGUUAAUUUGUAAUGUAUAAUUAUCAUCACCUUACAUAUCCCCAAUACCUGCCCCUUCCCUUCUUUAACAGAUAUGUAUUAUUUUAUGUCGUCUGUAAUUUAGAGAGCUCAAACAUUUGGAUGCAAAAUUUAUAAAAAAAAAAAUCAAAGUACAUUGUAUAAAAAUGUAUUUAAAGCAUUUUUUAAAAUUUAGUUUAUAAGUAAUUACAUAUAUGAUAAAUGUUUCGUUUUCUUAAUAUAAAAAGAAAAAAGAAGCCACCAAUCGGAGCUCAUUUUCUACAAACUAUAAACUAUUUCUUUUUACAUGUCUUUUUAUUCAACAAAAGACAUGCAAUAACAAAUAGUUCAACUUUUUGUAAAAGAAUUUAUAGUAAUUCUUUAAAUUUAUGCAUUUUUCUUUCAAAAAAAAUUUGAGUUUAAAUUUAAAAUUUUUCAUAUAAAUAAAAAUGCAUCUGUCAAUUUAUAAUUUCCAAUUACAAUUACCUUUAUGUUUUAUUGCAAAUAUAUAAUUCAGUUUUUGUGCACACCUUAACAAAUGUAACAAUUGGCUAACAUAUUUAAAGCAUUAAUUUUAAUGAAAUCAAAUCAAAUUUUUAAAUAAAAGUGAUUUUUAUAAUAAAAUAA
Messenger RNA from Calliphora vicina (urban bluebottle blowfly), 2663 nucleotides. RefSeq names its product kugelkern (gene kuk). The transcript has 2 exons. Bases 137 to 2014 code for a protein of 625 amino acids. Lineage: Eukaryota; Metazoa; Arthropoda; Insecta; Diptera; Calliphoridae. The record is from RefSeq and is a predicted model, not a curated record.